Messenger RNA from Anopheles darlingi, 3373 nucleotides. It is a transcript of the gene Ir25a, whose product is annotated as ionotropic receptor 25a. The coding region runs from base 374 to 3196 and encodes 940 amino acids. Gene Ontology annotation, cellular component: postsynaptic membrane; plasma membrane. NCBI's taxonomy places the organism in Eukaryota, Metazoa, Arthropoda, Insecta, Diptera, Culicidae. The transcript has 10 exons. Gene Ontology annotation, biological process: modulation of chemical synaptic transmission; synaptic transmission, glutamatergic; monoatomic ion transport. The record is from RefSeq and is a predicted model, not a curated record. Gene Ontology annotation, molecular function: transmitter-gated monoatomic ion channel activity involved in regulation of postsynaptic membrane potential; glutamate-gated receptor activity.
CCUUGUUGUAACAAGGAUGCUAAAUGUAUUUUUGCUUUGCUGUGAACUAUCGAUAUUUUUAUAGUCGUAUAAAAAAUGAACGAAAAGCAAAAUAUUGAUAUCCUUAUACUUAAGAAUUGAAUUAAGAGUAAAACAGGAUAUAAGGAUCAAACGUACGCAUCAAAAUUGCACUAUUAUAUUCCCAAUAAAACCAUGUGUAAAAACAUCGUAUCGCAAUCACCUAGGAGACGGACAUAAUACAACAAUAACUGUUGCAAUGGUGCCGAAAACCAUUGGAUUCCAUUUCAUUGUGUGCUAUCAUACGAAGUGGUCUUGUCCGCUGGUGUCUCCUACCGGAUUAUCGAUCUAAUAUUUCUAGUUUUUGGCCUCUAUAAUGGCAAGAUACCUUGUUUGGAACAUACUUUUUAUGAUUCUUCUAGCUACCAGUAUAAAAGAAGUUAAAGGACAAACGACACAAAAUAUUAAUAUUUUGUUCGUUAAUGAAGUGGACAACAGCAUGGCUAACGUGGCAAUCGAGGUGGCGCUAAACUAUGUAAAAAAGAAUCCUCAACUCGGUCUGUCAGUGGAAAUGGUAUAUGUGGAAGGCAACCGUACCGACUCAAAGGAUCUUUUACAAGCAUUAUGCUCAAAAUAUAGUCAAGCAUUAAAUGAGAACAGUCCCCCACAUCUUAUCCUCGACACAACGCUGACUGGUGUCUCAUCCGAGACAAUUAAAUCAUUCAGCCUUGCACUGGGCAUUCCCACAGUAUCGGCUUCCUAUGGCCAGGAGGGUGAUUUACGACAAUGGCGUGAUUUGACACCUACCAAACGGGGCUAUCUAUUGCAGGUAAUGCCUCCAGCUGAUAUGAUACCACAGGUUAUUCGCUCCAUUGUUAUCUUUAUGAAUAUUACAAAUGCAGCCAUUCUCUACGACAGUACAUUUGUGAUGGAUCACAAGUAUAAGGCCUUACUACAAAAUAUACCGACUCGGCAUGUCAUUACCAGUAUAGCAGAUGACCGAGAUCGAGCCAGCCAGAUAGAAAAACUGCGUAAUUUGGAUAUCAACAAUUUUUUCGUUCUCGGUUCGCUAACAUCCAUUAAACAAGUUUUAGAAUCCGCAAAGAAUGAAUACUUUGAACGGAAUUUUGCGUGGCAUGUCAUCACACAAGAGCAGAAAGAUCUAUCGUGUAAUAUAGAAAAUGCAACAAUCAUGUUUCUGCGCCCGACGUCCGACAGCAGUAGCAAAGAUCGGUUAGGAAGCAUUCGAACAACCUACAAUUUGAAGCAGGAGCCGCAAAUUACAGGCUUUUUCUACUUUGACCUGACGCUACGGGCUCUACUUGCUAUUAAAAAUAUCUUACAAUCUGGUUCAUGGCCCUCUAAUAUGAAAUACAUUACCUGCGAAGACUAUGACGGCACCAACACGCCGAACCAUACGAUCGAUCUGAAAAUGGCUUUUAUCGAAGUAACUGAGUCUACCACUUUUGGCCCGUUUGAAAUACCUAAGGGAAAGACACCAUUUAACGGUAAUACUUAUAUGAAGUUUUUAAUGGAUAUCAAUGCGGUAACAAUUCGAAGUGGCGCAUCAGUAAAUACUCGUAAUCUGGGUACGUGGGAAGCAAGUCUUAAUGCACCUAUCAAUGUUGCGAAUGAGGUAGACCUAAAAAACCUUACGGCAGAUGUCGUUUACCGUGUAUACACAGUAGUGCAAGCACCAUUCAUUAUGCGCGAUCCAACAGCCCCCAAAGGCUUCAAAGGGUACUGUAUAGAUUUGCUGAAUAAAAUCGCUGAGAUUGUCGAGUUUGAUUAUGAAAUCCGAGAGGUUGAGGAUGGAAAAUUUGGCAACAUGAACGAAAACGGCGAGUGGAAUGGCAUCGUGCGAAAGCUCAUCGAUAAACAAGCAGAUAUCGGUCUUGGAUCAAUGUCAGUAAUGGCAGAACGAGAAACGGUGAUUGAUUUCACGGUGCCAUAUUAUGAUCUCGUCGGUAUCAGCAUCAUGAUGCAGUUACCAAGCACGCCUAGUUCACUCUUUAAAUUUCUUACUGUACUAGAGACAAACGUGUGGCUUUGCAUCCUGGCAGCUUAUUUCUUUACCAGUUUUCUAAUGUGGCUCUUCGAUCGCUAUAGCCCCUAUAGCUAUCAGAAUAAUCGUGAAAAGUAUAAAAACGACGACGAAAAGCGAGAGUUCAACAUCAAAGAAUGUCUAUGGUUUUGCAUGACUUCAUUAACCCCACAAGGUGGCGGUGAGGCACCAAAAAAUCUUUCGGGAAGGCUUGUUGCAGCCACCUGGUGGUUGUUCGGAUUCAUCAUUAUUGCCUCGUAUACAGCAAAUUUGGCAGCUUUUUUAACCGUGUCUCGACUUGAUACACCGGUAGAAUCGUUGGACGAUUUGUCAAAACAGUACAAAAUACUAUAUGCACCGCUGAACGGAUCAUCAGCGAUGACUUACUUUCAACGAAUGGCUGACAUAGAGGCAAAGUUUUAUGAAAUUUGGAAGGAAAUGUCACUGAACGAUUCCUUAACGGCUGUGGAACGGUCAAAGUUGGCAGUCUGGGACUAUCCGGUGAGCGAUAAGUAUACGAAAAUGUGGCAAGCAAUGCUUGAGGCCGGUCUUCCCAACAGUCUUGAUGAAGCUGUUCAACGGAUCCGCAACUCGACUUCGGCUUCCGGAUUCGCCUUUCUAGGCGAUGCAACAGACAUUCGCUACCAGGUGCUGACAAACUGCGACUUGCAAAUGGUUGGAGAAGAAUUUUCUCGUAAACCCUAUGCCAUUGCUGUCCAACAAGGAUCCCCAUUAAAAGAUCAAUUUAACAACGCUAUCCUAAUGUUACUAAAUCGACGCGAGCUUGAAAAAUUGAAGGAACAAUGGUGGAAAAACGAUGAAGUGCAAAAUAAGUGCGAAAAACCGGAUGACCAAUCAGAUGGUAUUUCCAUCCAGAACAUCGGAGGGGUGUUCAUUGUCAUCUUCGUUGGUAUCGGUAUGGCAUGUGUCACUCUUUUGUUCGAGUUCUGGUACUACAAAUACCGCAACAAUAGUAAAGUGAUUGAUAUCGUCGGAUCAGUCGACCAACAGCAACGAACUUCGGUCGUUAAACAUAUUCGCCCAGUAGUGGGCAAACUGAUUAAACAGGAUUCAUUGAAAAAUUCACCAAACACACAAACCCUACGAACGCGAUCCAUGAUGCCGAAAAUGAACAAGUUUCAAUCUCGUUUCUAAUUGUUCAUAAAUUGAAAUGUUAACUCGGUACAACAAAUAUAUACCAUUCCGAAAUAUAUACCGAAAAAAUUGUUAAGUUGGGACGCGGAUCACGGGAGAUGACGUUAGUGAGGUGAGACAGCUGAUUUCAACUUAACAAUUGCAAAAAUAUAUACGAUUCAGCUCAGAAUUGUGUGU